AUGACUUCAAGAACCAUCGAAAGAGAGGAGAAAAAGUUAAGCAUAUUCACAAACGACCCGGCUCUCGAAGAUUCUAGUUUAUCUAUUAGAGCAGAGCAACAGCCAGAAUGGGAUCCAGCAGAAGAACUCGCGGCUCGCGCAAAGGUAGACACGACUGUGCUGCCGCUUCUCUUUCUCGGAUUAUUGGUUUUCCAGCUGGAUCGAAUGAACAUUGCGAGUGCCUUAACUGGUGGAUUUGCAACGGAUAUUCGCGUCACUCCGUCAACAAUUAACCUAGGCAACCAGCUUAUGUUCAUGGGUAUUGUCAUCUUUGAGAUUCCCUGCAAUAUGGCUCUCCAGCGUAUUGGUCCACGAAAAUGGAUAUCAGCUCAAGUAUUUGUAUUUGGGUUCAUUGCGAUAAUGCAGGUUUUUAUAAAGAAUCGAGGGGGGUUCCUCGCGACUCGCCUCCUUCUUGGAUUUGCAGAGGCUGGAUAUAUUCCCGGGGCAUGUUAUACAUUGUCGACUUGGUAUACCAAGCGAGAGCUUGCCAAGAGAGUAGCCAUCUUCUUCUUCGGAAUGUUUGGUGGUAAUGCGAUUAGCCCUCUUCUUGCAUUGGGAAUUUUGCAACUGGAUGGGCAUCGUGGCCUUCGUGGAUGGCAAUGGCUUUUUUUACUUGAGGGCCUUUUUACAAGCUCGGUUUCCAUUAUUCUCCUAUUUUUCCUCCCUGGAUCGCCAUCUCAUCCAAAACCUCUGUUAGGUGAAGGAAUAAUAAAAUUUUCAGAAAUCGAAUCAAAUAUUUUGCAGAGGCGUCUCAAAUUAAACGGUGAAGAAGAUUCAGAUGGGCAAGGGCUCAAGAAGAUUCCUCUAGGGGUUGUUUGGAGCACGGUUACUCACUAUCGCCGCUGGCCACAUUUUGUUUCAACAUUUGUAGUAUUCUCCACGUGGAGCCCCUUAACCACGUAUACCCCUUCUAUCAUUAUGUCGCUGGGCUUUGCUAGGACCGACGCAAACGCUCUGGCUGCCGUUGGUGCAUUUAUCGCACUUGCUGUUGUUUUUCUAUUUGCGUUUUUUAGCGAUCGAACCAAUCAACGAGGUGCUUCUGUUAUUGCUGGUCAGACGUGCUAUUUGGUCACUCUGAUAGUGGCCCAUCAACUUCAGCCUCAUGUUGGAAGGUGGUCACGGUGGGGUUUGUGGACGGCUGUUAAUAGUUUCGCAGUUGGCUAUCAUCCCAUCCACAACUCAUGGGUUCAGCUUAAUUGCGCAGACCCCAGAGAGAAGAGUAUAAGUAUUGCAAUGUGGGUGAUGUCCGCUAUUAGCGGUCUUAUGGUAGGAACGCAAUACUUCCAAGCAAAUGACAAGCCACUUUAUUUAACUGGUCUGCGCACGAUGAUUGUAAUGGUUUCAGUGGGAAUUGCAAGCACUGCUUUUCAAAUCGCUGUAUAUGCGGUACACAAUAAACGCGCCAAUGAUGAAAAUAAACAGGGGAGUGUGCUUAAGGCUAAGCUAUAUGUGCCAUAA
This is a messenger RNA of Trichoderma asperellum CBS 433.97, 1497 nucleotides long. RefSeq lists its product as uncharacterized. Gene Ontology annotation, cellular component: membrane. The record is from RefSeq and is a predicted model, not a curated record. Gene Ontology annotation, molecular function: transmembrane transporter activity. Gene Ontology annotation, biological process: transmembrane transport. NCBI's taxonomy places the organism in Eukaryota, Fungi, Ascomycota, Sordariomycetes, Hypocreales, Hypocreaceae.